Molecule: messenger RNA, 10062 nt
Organism: Liolophura sinensis
Lineage: Eukaryota; Metazoa; Mollusca; Polyplacophora; Chitonida; Chitonidae
Exons: 6
Coding region: 275-3457 (1060 amino acids)
Source: RefSeq, a predicted model, not a curated record
GGAGAAAUGUGAUGUAGACAUAGCACCUUGUAUUGAACAUGGGCGAUCAAAGCCAGUCAUCAAGGCCUGUGAUGGAGUUGCACCUCAGAUUUCCAAGAAGGAAACCUUGUUGACCAAACUGACUUUCUUGUCUGGAACUACAGAUAGAGAAUGUGCAGAAACCCCUGGUGAAACCAUUCAUGGCUCUCUUGGGCCAAGUUUAUCAACUGGGGCCAAUCAAAGUUCAUCCAUCACAUCAAGCAGAAGUUCUGAUCUAUAUACAUGCCCAGAUGGCAUGACACCCGCAUCAUCUGGCAGAGACACUCAGGCACCUGAAGUUCACUUUCAGGCCGAGGAAAAUGUUCAGCUGGAAAUUUCAAGUGUUAACAGAUCAAAACUCUCUUUACAAACUUACAAUAGUGAGACAGGUGCUCCUAAUAGGUGUUUGGCAGUGAUUAAAGAAGAGUCCAUUGGAGGUUUACAACCAAAGAGGUGUUCUCCAAGUCAUUGUGUGGAAGAGAUGUGUCCCCUAGUAAAUGUCACAGAGUCAACUGAUAUUUCUUACAAGCAUUCAGGAGAAUGUAUUUAUUCGAAGAGCACUGGAGGGACUGAUAGGUUUCAAUCAUUUGAAUGUAUACCAAGGAAUGAACCAAAGUCUAGCCUUAAGGAAAUUGCCAAGCUGACCACAACAGUUGUAUCAACCAGUAACCAUUCUCCUGUUAGUGGGGAGUGUGCAGAAGAGCACCACCUUGUUUGUCAGGAACUACAGUCCCCCAAAACAAGGAAACCACACCAGAUGAAGCCCAGUGAUGUGCAGAAACCCAAUUCUCAUGAAGGGAUCACAAUCCCUGUGAAAGUGAGUUCUACAAGAAAAUGUGAUGAACAAACAUGCAGCAAUACCCAUACGUCAAGGCAACACCCUGACAUGUCAAUGGAAAAAACUUUUGGAGAGAAACCAAACAACGUGCAUGUUUCAGAUAUAGUGUCUACAUCCAGUUAUAGUGGUAAAUGUGUGGCAAGCCAUAUCAGAAAUACACAGGCUGAGGGAUGUAGAAAUCUAAAUAAAACUGAAAUAACCAUUCCUGCCAAAUCUUUGUCUGGAAGGCCAGCAAAAAAUUCAAUGGCAAGACAUAAUUUUUUGUUCAAAUUUUGGAAAAAGUUAUCAAAUGAAAAGGAAACAAUUGUAGAUAAAUCUAUAUCGAAUAAAUGGUCAGACAAACCAAACAGUGGGUCACUGAAACAACAGAAUCCCAGCAUAAGUUCAACACUUUCUAAAGUAAAGCCAGUUGUGAAAUUUAAAAGGACAUUUCAGACUGUAAAACCUGAAAUAGUAACAGAUAAUGACAGUAAUAGUAAAGAGGGUUUGUCAAAGCCUUUCAGAACUGUUGAAAUACGACCUGGAAGCUUCUUACCCCCCAAAAUACAGUUUUCACAGUUUGAUACAAAAAGUAAUUUGGUGAGUGAAAAGGAACCCAGUAUAUAUCAGAAUUAUGAUCAGGUGAGUCUGCCAGACUGUUUAUCUGUGGAUACAAACUCUGAAGCACAAGACCAAAAUAAGAAGAGAAAGUCAUCUCUGAGUGCAGAAACUCAUCAGAUUCAGCCAGAUUGUCUUCUGCAAAGUGACUUAAACUGGUGUCCUGGAUAUAAAAAACAAAGAAGUUCUGGGGAGGAGAGUUCGGUCCCAGGGCUUAAGCAGACCUUUUUUUCUGAUUCUGCUGAAGAUCUAGCCAUGGACUCUUGUUCUGAUUAUAUCCCAAACAGGAGCAGACAUAGUCAUCUUUUAUCAAACUGUGAUUCUUGGCAUUCAGUUGGUGACACCUGUGGGAGUCUAUCAACACUUCCACAGGAUGAUGGGGUGGUGGUUCAUGGGAAGGAUCUCCUCAACAACAAACCUUUGAGCAAAAGUGAACCCGAUGUGAAAAAUUCUGGAAGUGAGGAAGAUUCUGCCCCCAUGCUAGAAAACAGGGGUAGCGAACUGUAUGACCCAUUUGACCUUGAUGAUCGGUCUUUGUCCCCAUCUCCACCUGGUUGUUCUGCAGAUCCUGAUUCAAAUAUGACUUCUUGUAAAACACCAUGGAUACCAACUCCAAAAUCUGUCACUGAAGUCAAGGAAGAAAUUGCUCCAAAGCUAGAUUUUUUAUUUACUGCAGGUCUGAAUUACAAUUCUACCAAACUUCUAAAUUACCAAGGUUCACCACAGACAAAAUCCGAUUCUGUGUAUGAGGAUGCUAGAACAUUAAAAGAGAAUAACAGAGACUCAGUGGAUUUAGGCCAAAUUUCAUCUCUACUACAUAAGGACCCUAAUGAUGAAAAGCACAGGAUGGUAAGAGAAAUUAAUGUGUUUAAUUACAGACCAGGCAAUAUGCACACAGCACCGUACUGUGCCACUAGGGUGGCAGACCCCGUUCUUUCGCAGGAGGAGAAAAAAAACAGAGAAAGCAAAGGUUCUCACGUUAAGAGUAAAAGGACUUCAAGGUGGGGAAAACCUUUGUUUGAAGACCCAGUUCCGUUGAAUCUGAAGGAAGGGACUAAGAAAAAACCCUCUACAUUGUGUGUGAAAAGGCUUAAGAAGGUAGAUCCUGUAGGUAAAAGCACUGACACCAGUUGGUCAGUUAGCACAAGAGCCAGCGAGGAGACCUGUUGCACUGCAAUCUCAAUCAAAACUCACCCAGAAUCAGUUAUGCUGUCAAACAAAGAUGUUGUGUUAACACACGGGGAUAUGACCAACCUUUAUUUGGAUGAAGUGAAAGCCAGUUCAAGAGAGAUGAAGGCCACGGCUACAGUGGAAGUAUUGUGUGACAGAUAUUCUUCAGUCUCCUCACAGAAGUUUCCUUCCAGUGAUUAUGAUAGGAGAGCAGUCCUUAGUAAUCCGGUGACUCUGAACAGUUUGAGCGGGAAGAGAACUGUUUCGUCAACUAAAGUGGUACAGCUGAGGGGGAAAGUCUUCAAAACGCCCACAAGGACAGCCUGUCUGUUACCAGCCAGUGUGUCAUCCUCAUCUGGAAUCUUGCCUGCUGCUGGUGGUAUUUUGAUACCUGACGACUCGGUGUACCUAGAGUCCAGUCCAGAUAAUCUAGAGCGAAUUUUAAAUCACCUGAAGAAACAACAAGAAAGAGGCUGUGAUUUGACAGUGAAAGUUCACUCCCAGCAGAUCUGUAAGCUUGCCACAAAAAGGCGGAUUUUUAAAGAGGGAAGUUCUGCCAAUGCCCAGGCAAGUGGUGUGCUUAGAUUAUUGACUCAGUUCAUCAAAGAAGGUGUGGUAGAUCUUCUCCAGCAACAUAGCUGUGAUUCUUCACAAUUCCUGUCAGCAGAGGAGUCGGUGGCAUGUGCCUGUGACCUGCACAAGAAGCACUGCUCUGUGGACCAGGCAACAGUGCUACUGUCCAAGUCAGGGGAUGAUAAGCUUCAGCAAAUGGGUCAUGAGUACGGGCUUCGGACAGCUACUAUUGGUGAACUCUUGGGUAUUUGUGGAGAUUGAAGAAGACAUUUUUCCAAAGGGUGUGGGUGUGCAUAAGUGCAUUGUUUACCCGAGGCUUCUCUCUGAAUUAGGGCUGUCGUGACAGGCCUAUCUGCAUGCACGUUAGAGAGAGAACUUGAAUAUGGAAUAUGGGUAUGUGGUGUAUUUUGUUCUGGCAGUAGGAAUGAAAGAGUCUAGUAUGUGAGAUUAUUUUUAGUAAAGUAGUUGACACCGGUUACUAGAUUACUUAAGACCAGUGAUGUAACACAUGGUCUCAUUCAUCACAGUGAAUUUUUAUAGCUUUGUAUGGUCCAUAUCAAAAAGAUUUUUUUCUUUAGAUUUUGUGAAUCUGCCAUAAUACCAAUACAUACAUGUGUCAUUUGUAAUAAUUCACAGUCACUACUGAUGUUACACUUGCUGAUAAAAGCUUAAAAUAGGGGCCUCCUUGGCUGAGGGGCUUAGCUAGCCAGCCUGGAACAAUGACCCAGGAGUCUCCCACCAAUGCAGUCGCUGUGAGUUCCAGUCCAGCUCAUGCUGGCUUCCUCUCCAACCUUAUGUGGGAAGGUGUGCGGAUGGUUGUUGGUUUCGCAGUACCACAUAAACACCAAUCAAAUAAAUAAAUAAAAUCUUAAAACAACUACAACUCUAAGAAACCAAAUAAUACUUUUUGAUUGAGUGUUUUACAUGUGGGAUUUUGUGGUUUUUUUUGGCUUUAAUGAUGUUGGUAUGUUAUGCAGUACCUGAAAGCAACUUUAGAAGGAUCUGAGGAUGGUUUGGUGAAUGUUCUUGUUAUAAUUUUGGUUAACUUUAUAAAAGAUACAAUGAAUUUGCCAAGCCUUCUUGGUAAUCAUGAAUGAUGAGAUUCCUGAAAAUAGUGCAGGAAUUUUUGAAGUUAUUUUGAUAUCAACAAAGUCUGUAUGUCACCUUACUUUCUCGACCCAAGCAACAAAGCCAGUAGUAAAUGUGGGAUGUCUCCGUGAGCUUGAACACGUGUCCAAAGUUGUCUGAUUGUAAUAAGUGAAUUAGAGUAUUAUUGUCCUCCAUUAAAGUGAACAUAAAGUCUGCCACUAUAUAUUCUUAGAAAAAGUGAUAUUGGGCACAGUUGUCACAGAAAAAUAAGUGUAUCCUAUGAAGUUUUGAAAUCCGAGUUCAGCACUGCGGAUAUGGCACUGACGGACAAUCCACUCUGAGUAGCCAUUUUGUAUAUGUCCUUGUGAACUUGGCCAAUCACCAGCGCUGAAAGCGUCAUGUGAUAAUUGGCUAUCACAUCAAGAAAUCUAUUAGCUGUUGAUUGUCAGUGUGGUUUCUUAAAUUGGGUAAACAGAUAUCAAUGCAGUAAACUGCGUUUUGCUGUUAGUUCAAGUGUUAAACUGAUGUAUUUUGAACCACACAUUGCUGAGCAGUUAACUGAGAACGGCUGUCCCUGUCACAAUGUGUACAUGUUGGGCAGGAUACUGCAGUAACAUGUCAGGGUGAGCUGACAAGAAAACUGCCUCGGGUGAGUCAUAGCUUGAAAAAUAUGGUGAAAAUAGUUGCAUUAUUUUCCCGUAUCAAAGGCAGAUUUAUUACGAAAAAUAAAUAUGAAUGAAAGAGACUGUUUUCAAUCAGAAGUUCCUACUAUGUUCGCUCUAUACCCAAAAUUCGGUACAGUCAGCUAGGCCAAAUGCCUCCCCCAUGCAGGACAGGGGCAAGCAGAGCGACUAAAACACAACGCAUGUGUCCACAAAAAUGGCUCUGACCGAAUGCCAAAUUAAAACAAAAUUGGCCCUUUGAACACGGAACAGAGCUGACACUCAUUGGUUGAGUAUCAAGCGCUUUUGGUAUUUUCUCAUUGUCACAUUGUUGAAAACUGAUGGUACGGGAGAGCUCCAAGGUUCUGUGACGUCAGUGUAGAUAGCUAUAACAUGGCAAAAUGGCGUCACCAAAUGGGUGGCUAGGUACUGAUGAUUGUUUGCUAUUUAUUUUGUUGAUAAGCUGUGUAGAAUUUUAAAAAUAUUUUUACAACAUUUCUGGAAUACUACUUUAUUAAUUUAUUCAUCUUUAGUGACUGAAUUUAUAUUUUCUUUAAACCUCCUAACUUCACGUAAAUAAUUCUAGUUUUCAAAUGUUAAGCUGUGGGUGGAUCACUUUUUCCCAAAACUAGCCAUGAUAUUGGAUUGUUACAUGUAAAAGUUCGGCUAAGAAAGCUUUGUCAUAUGUUUUACUUUUUGCGUUAUCACUUUGUGCUAAACCAUGGAAAUUCUGUAUCUGUUUCUCCUGUAUACGAAAUCAAUGUGUAGAUGGCCAUUGCAGUGUGAGAGUUUUUCCUGGAUUUCUUCUAUUAUGAUCAGCAGCCGUGUUCAUUUUAUACCAUUGUCUUUCUGCGGUCACAUUACAGCCAAAUGGAGUGAGUAAUUCCAUAUGUAAAUUCUUGCUGGAGCUUAAGUGUAAUAUUUUGACGCCUAGCAUGCCUUCAAAGAUGCACAUGUUGUAAUUGUAUUGUUGUCUGGGCACAUGAGAACCCCUUUGUUGUUCCAUUGGUUUAGUACUGACUUAUGUAAAAUGUCACGAUUAUUACAACCUUGAAAUUCUUUAUGUUAAUUUGCUUUUUGAACUUCUUCACAAUUGAAUAUUAAUCGUUUCUUGUUUAGGCAACCUUUUGUUUUAAAUAACCAUAUUUAUUAUGGUUUAUCUUUAUUUCAUAUGUAGGAUGAAAUACCCAAAUACUGAAGAUUUCCACUAAAAGCCCCCUUUCCCCCUCCUUUCCAGACAAACACACGCAUAUGUAGCAAAGGUGUAAGGGGGGACAUCAUUACACAAUUAUACUAACGGGAUCAGUGAUAUGCAAUCAAGAUUUUAAUCUUCUUUCUUCAUAGCGCCAUUCUGUAUGUUUCCAAAUGAACUGCCAUGCAUUCCUUUUCCCUCUGUGUCUAAAAAUAAGUAACUUAACUAUCCACCCUAUGAGCAGGGGACAAGUUGUAUUCAAGUACAUUUUGUGAACAAAGUGGGGACACACACUCUUGUCUUGGCAGUUUGUGAUCAAAGUGGGAACACACACUCCUGCCCUGGCACCUUGUGAACUAAGUGUGGACACACACUUUUGUUUUACCAGUUUGAGAACUGAGUGGGGACCCUCUGCUGUCUUGGCAGUUUGUGAUCAAAGUGGGAACACACACUCCUGUCCUGGCACCUUGUGAACUAAGUGGGGACACACACUUUUGUUUUACCAGUUUGAGAACUGAGUGGGGACCCACUGCUGUCUUGAAAGUUUGUGAACUAAGUGAGUACGCUCACCUGUCUAGACAGUUUGUGAACUAAGUGAGCAUACACACCUGUCAUGGCGGUUUGUGAACUAACUGGGGACACACUGCUGUCUUUGUAGUUUGUGUACUAAGUGUGCACACACUCCAAUCUUGGCAGUUUGUAAACUAAUUGGGGACACAUCAGUUGUGACACACUCAUCCAUUUAAAUUUUAUGAACUCGGCGGGGACACAUUCCAUCCAAUAUUUUAUUAACCAAGAUAUGACACAUUCCUGUCAGUGUUUUAAUAAUUAAGUGUGGAAUCAACUGCCCUUGUGAAAAGUUAAGCUUGUCACAAGCUAUCCACAAACUACCCCUGCCAGCUAAAGUGUUAGCUGCCCACAAACUGCCCUUAAGCAUCAUUUGAUACGUAGCUAGCUAACUCUUCUAGCUGAUUUAGAUCCAUGGUAGCUGACACUAUCGUAACUCCCCGUGUUAACUUGCGCUAGCUCUCCUGGCUAUAUUGGACUAGCUACCCAUACUAUGUCGUGCUAGUUUCCCUGACAAGCUUGGGCUUUUUUCCACAAUCUUAAUUAAAUCACGAAAUGUGGGCUAGCUUGCCAGGAGCACCUUGUAAGCUCCCAUUUGAAACAUGCAUAAAAUAUUUCAUGAACUUUCACAAGUCUUUUGACAACCAUAUUGCAUCUUUUUAUGGAAUGUUCCAGUUGAUAUAAAAUUUAUGGAAAAGAUACCAGUUAACAUGGUUAAAUGGACAUUAAAAGCAUCCAGCCAAUAUACCUGGUAAAUGUCCCAGUGAAUACUGCCUGAGAAAACGAUCUGUUAAUUAUUAAUGAAAUCUGAAUGAGGUCUUUAUUCACAUGUUAAAAAAUGGACAUAAUGCACACCGGGAUCACCAAAAAGAUAGUGCUCCCUUUGAUAUUUACCAAGACUGGUGAACCUGAUUGGAGUCGUUAUCAUUAGCGAUGCAUCGAUACGUAUAGUUUCUAUACCAUCCGAUCGUGAUGGAGAAGUGGUGCAGUUAUGACAAUUACAAAUGCAAUGCACUUAUAUGUCACGUUCUUUUAUACAGAGAAAUUAUCCAGUAUAGGCUCAGGGGACAAUUAAAGAAUUACAGGGUACCUAUUUUAUGUAUGAUAAAGUAUCAAUUAAUUGAAAAAUAUACAAGAUUACUUUGACAGUGAAGGUGAAAAUAGGGACUCACACUUUAAUACAGUAUAGCACUAGUAAAUGUUCAGCUAGGCCAUGCAGACAGUUUCCAACCUCACUCCUCUUGAUAUACAUGUAAUCCAGGCUUGAUUUACUUUGUGAACACAGAGGCUUCACUGUUCAACUACAUGUAGACACUCUUUGUAACACAAUGUCAUUACUGCAAAACAAGCAGUACAUUGCCACUGAUGGUAAGGUACAGAAAAGAAAGUUCAACUUUCUGUACAUCUUCCUGCUCCUUCUGGCCAUCUGACAGGCUUAUUACGUGGACAAUUUCUAUACACCCCAUGUUAAAAUUGGGUGUCCAGUGUCCUGUCUUAAUGUUUUCCACAUGUGCUUUAUUAGUACCUAGGAGAGUGACUUACUUGAGGGGCAGUGGCUGCCUCAGCUUGAACACCCAGAAAGACUUUGAGUGAAGAGCUUGUGCUAGGCCGUACAGAAAUUUAAGCUUGUGCGCCACAAGCUAUCCUUAAGCUAUCCAAACUUCAAACUUUAAAUGAGCUUGUUGAUAUUCCCUGCUAGCUUACUGAAGUUUCCCGCUUGUUAGCACAAACUUCCCACUACCUAGCACAAGCUUCCCACUGCCUAGCCUAAAGUCUCUGCAGCUAGCACAAGUUUCCCACAAGCUAGCACAAGCUCUGCAGUUAACCUGUGCAAGCUCCCCAGUUUUGCCAGUAGUUAGCAGGAACUCCCAGGCUGUGACUGCUAGCAAGCACAAGCUCUGCAGUUAACCUGUGCAAGCUCCCCAGUUAUGCCAGUAGUUAGCAGGAACUCCCCGGCUGUGACUGCAAGCUAGCACAAGCUUCCCACAAGCUCUCAAGUUAACCUGUGCAAGCUCUCCAGUAGUUAGCAGGAACUCCCCGGCUGUGACUGCUAUCUAGCACAAGUUUCCCACAAGCUAGCAAAAACUCUCCACUGUUUACUUAUCUAGGGAGCUAUGUUUCAAAUAAGACCUACAGGACAGCUUGUGGGCAACUUACACUUUGGCUGGCGCGGGUAGCUUGUGGAUAGAAUGUGACAACCUUAAAUUUUCAUAAGGGAGGUAGUAGUGACAAUCAGGCAGCUCCUGUUAACUACUGGCAAAACUGGGAAGCUUGUGCAAGCUGGCAGAGACUUUAGGCUAGGUAGUGGGAAGCUUACAGAUAGCUUUUUUAGAUAGUUUAAAAGUUGGAUGGCUUGUGGCAAGCUUAAAUUUCUGUAAGAGCGGGGACACUCCUCUAUUUACACCUCUUGAAUUAUGCGGAGCAACACAUUCCUUUCAGUGAUUCAUGAACUAAGUAUGGACAAACUACUUAAUAAACUUAAUAAGUAGGAAUCAUUAUCUUAAGUGCGAACACUAUUCGGGUUUACUGUUUUAUUUAUUUAAAUAUUUCUGUGGUAUUUUACGCCUUUCUCAAAAAUAUUUCACAAAUACAAGGGCGGCCAGUAUUAUGGUGAAAUUCACAAUGGUGGACCCCUAAGCGACCACUUGGAUGGGGCGCUUAGGGGUCAGUCUUGUGUGCUAACUCCCUCGGCCACGGAGGUUAGAGGUUGACUAUUCACUUUUGCCACGGCUAAUUGUGAGAACUUGCAGUGUUCACAGACUGAUUAAUCGCAAUUCUGUUUUCCGCAAAUUUUAAUAAAUAAUGUCUAGUUAUUAAAAACGUACCGGCCUAUUUUUAUGCAUAGUGUGGUGUGGGAUUAUUCUAGGUGUAACCAUGAAUGUUGCAAAUUUAAUGUUAUGUAUGUGCAUGUAUCCGGCCGUAUGUGUUGAAAGCCUUUUAGCAAACUGCGGAUGGUCGUGGGUUUCCCCUGGGCUGUGCCCGGAUUAAUCCCGCCAUAAUGCUGACCGCCGUCGUAUAAGUGAAACAUUCUAGAGUACGGCGUGAACUUGUGAACAAACUGUGUAGAUCAGCUGGAGAGACAAAUGUGAGAAGCUGAAUAUCCUAUCACUUACUGUUCUACAAUGUUACACACUGCAAUACGAAGCACAAAGCCAUGCUCUGGAAGCCUACACUUGUACGUUAUAAUGGGGACGAUUUCGUAUCCCUGUUACAUACUGCUGCAUACCGGGGACAAACGUCAAAAAGGUGCACACCACACACGUGUAGAAUACGUGUACCGCCAUGCUAACUAUAAAUACAAACCGGGGACUGGACCCUUUUCACCCCCUUCUUUCAAGAGGGCAACACCACAAAGC